AGGAAAAGGUGGAGCUUAAAGCUGAAGUCAGUAGACCAGAUGCAGCGUGGGGCAAUGGAGGAACCAGUGGGUGUCUCUGUUUUGCUGGGGAGUGUUCUUAGAAGCACAGCAGCUGGGUUUGCCUUUGCAGAGGCCUCCUCAUUUGCUCUGGAGCCAGUCCUAAGUGAUGACCCUACUCUGCUCCCUAUUGCAGUUCAGGCUGCCAGUCGGGCUGGAUCCACUGGAGUUGGGGUCAUAACCUCCUGUCUAUUAUGCACCUCAAUGCUUAUUUCUCUAGGAAGUGGCUUUCUACUCGCUGCCAUGGUGACAAAGCUACUAAAACGUAUUGGAUCUGAUAUACCAUGGCUGACUGCACUGACAACAUCAGUUUCUUUAAUAUUCGGAGCAGCUAUUACAGGGGUAUUAUGGGGUCUACUUCCACUGGGGGUGUACGUCAUAGUUCAAUUGAUUUUAGUAGUCGCAGUGUUCUUCUACUCUAAUAUAAAUCAACUGACACAAGCACUGUCCAUAAUUUUUGUCACCUUCUAUGUCAGUGUCUACUAUGGAAGAAUGGGUGUCUUACUUGGACUUUUUCUCACCGGAGUAACCAUCUCUUUCCUAUGCGCUCUUCGGAAAGCCCUGACCGAAAGAAUGGCGCCCAGACCCAAAUGCGUGACUGAAUGCGAAUUACUGGAGCGUGUAUUUUUUUACUCAGUUGUAGUGGGAAUACUUGGGUUUGGUGUGGGGUUAGGAGCAGGUGAACUGGAGGACAGCUCAGAAGCAGAAAUGGUAAUUAUGAUAGAGUCUGUCCUUUGGGUGGCCUUUCUGUCAGCAGGUAUAUUAGGAGCAGGCCUGGGGACAGUGGCCAUGGUUGAUGUGGGGACAGAGAUGGCUGGAAACAUAGCAAUUGUGACUUCUGUUUUGUCAGCAAUUGCACUAAGAGCCAUCUGGAACAAUGUGCCAAGUCUAGGAGCAAGAGGCAGCACUGGGGGAAUAUUAGGAGUCACUGUAGUUGCAGCAGUAUCACUUUCAGCUGCAAGUGUUGCGGCAAAAAAAGUGUAUGAUUCAAGAUUUUCAUUUUUAACAACUAUUACUUCAGUUGCUGUUGGAGUAAUUGCAGCUACUAAAGUACUGACCUCUCCUCUAACGGGGACAUCAGAACUCACUACAGUCAUCCUUGUUUCAAUGGGGUCAUAUGUCCUUGGUGCACCAAAAAGCCCAUUCAACACCAAGAUACAACUCCGCCAGGGACUUUUCACAGGACCGGAGCUGCUUAAAAAGAUUGGCAUGGAAACCGUCUCCGCGGCAGCAGCACCGUUUGGAGCUGGGGCCCUGGGAGUGGCAGUGUUAGGUACAGCUGCUCUGGGGAAGCUUGGGACUGUAGGGGUGUUAUUGGCCUUAGCACUGGCUUUGGGAGGUACAUUGUUAGGUAUGUUAGGGAGAUCAUUACCUGCACCUGCAGAAAGGGAAAAUGCACAGUGAAUGUGUCUGUACGUCUUAAAAUUUUGGGUUGUUGAUUCAGUCUAAGAAAAUAAAAUGUGCCUAUAUUAGUGAUUAAAACUGUUAUUCUAAAUUAUCUAUUGUGUUGUUUGCCUAGGAUGUUUGAUUUGUUUUCUUUUAUUGCUAUACUUUGGUGUUGUUUCGUUCUUACAAUCGCCAUAAAUAAAUAUUAUAAAUAUACAUAUUCAGGAAAGAACAUGCCAUUACAAGGCCACGGUACACGGUCCAAUCACUACUGAUAUACAUAGGUCUAAAUGUGCAAACAAUUACUGUAAAAAGCUUUACUCAAUAAAAUUUGUUUUCUUUUGCAGAAGUGGCUGUUAAGAGUGUUAUAUGUGGCCCUCCUCUCACCUCCUCAUGAGUCGUAUUGCCUCUUUUCCCAAGAUGUGAGUGCAAGGUACUUUGGUUUCAGCUUAGCAACAGUAACAGAGUAGAGGCAGACUGGGGGAUGAGUGGGAGGAGAGGAGAGUCAUAACAUCAGAAGACGAGAGAGAUUCAUGGUGAUCAGACCUAUGUAAAUAUUUCAACAGUUUGUUCAGUUAGGACUAUUGCUUGAUAAGGCAGCAGGUAUGGAUCCACAAUUUUGGAUAAAGAUUUUGGAGGCUUGGAAAGACAGUCUUGGAGAUGACACACAACACUUAUUUCAAAAAUGUAAUCUUUUUGAGGAAACGUGUAUAAAAUCCAGUGAAUUUCUUAGGAUGCUUUUGUGAAUGACAUGCUGUAUAUUUUUAUUAAGUUAUUUUGAAAAUGGAGCACACGUGGAACUUAACUUUUCUUUUUAAAGUAUUGUAAAGCAGUAUUGGCCUACCUGCGGAUUACUUACUUGAAAAAAAACAACAACAAAAAAAACACAAUGGCAGUAGAUCGGGUCCAAACGGCGCACAGGGGUCAGUCUGUGGAGUUCUCUGCGGAGUAUUCUGUCCAGAUUUCCGGGGAUAACGAUGCACGUGGCCGGGCUCGGGCUGGAGGGGUCAUCGUGUCCGAGACCCGGUGCUGCCACUGCGUCCCGCGCGCCGUGCGUCUCACCUUUACGCCCGACUCACUGGAGAGACUUUACCAAAGCUACUUCUGCCGGCAGAGACAGAAAAGUCUGCUGGUUAUGGUCAUGUUUGCCGCGCUUUUCAACAGCUUCAUCAUCAUCAUGUGCGCUGUUGUUUAUACACAGGACAAAGUGGCGAUGAUAGUGGUAGCGGCGGUGGGUUUAGCCGCAGACAUAGUGCUUUAUAUUUUGUGUUACUUUGAAAAACUUCCCACAUCACCUGUUCUACGCGGGGCAGUGCCAUACAUUCUGUGGCUUAUGAUAAGUGUGCACGUUCUGUGUUACUUGGGGCUAAACUAUGAGCCAGCCCCUCACGCCAGUAACUCUGUGGGAUGGCAGGCCUUCUUCACCUUUUCCACCUUCCUGACGCUGCCGCUGAAGCUCGUGCCGCUGCUUCUGCUCAGUGCCGUCUCGUGUGGGGUGCACGUGCUCGUGCAGGGGGUCACUGUGGCCCAGAGGUUCAACGAGGACCUGCAGGGGGCUGUGCUGGUCAGACAGCUUCUAGCUGAUGUGAUGCUGUACCUGUGUGCGGCCACAGUGGGGGUGAUGUCAUACUACAUGGCGGACAGGAAGUACAGGACAGCUUUUCUUGAGGCACGCCAAUCACUGGAGGUCAAACUAACGCUGGAGGAUCAAAGCACUCAGCAGGAGGAGUUAUUAUUGUCUAUUCUGCCUAAACACAUCGCUGAUGAGAUGCUACAGGGCAUGAAGAACCAGGCUGAUCAGAAGGAGGUGCAGAGACAGCAGCAGUUUAAUACUAUGUACAUGUACCGCCAUGAAAAUGUUAGUAUCUUAUUUGCAGAUAUUGUAGGCUUCACCCAGCUCUCCUCCACCUGUAGUGCUCAGGAACUUGUCAAGCUUCUUAAUGAACUGUUUGCUCGCUUUGACAAACUGGCUGCACAACAUCACCAAUUAAGGAUUAAAAUUCUUGGGGACUGUUACUACUGCAUCUGUGGUCUUCCAGACUUCAGAGAGGACCAUGCUGCCUGCUCUAUCAAUAUGGGCCUAUCCAUGGUAGAGGCUAUAUCGUAUGUACGAGAAAAGACUCAAACAGAUGUGGACAUGCGAGUAGGAGUCCACACUGGCACUGUGCUGGGCGGGGUCUUGGGGCAGAAGCGCUGGCAAUUUGAUGUCUGGUCAACUGAUGUUACUGUGGCCAAUAAGAUGGAGUCUGGAGGUAUUCCUGGGAGAGUGCACAUUUCCCAAAGCACAAGGGACAGUUUGAAUGGAGAGUUUGAGAUGGAGCCCGGUAAUGGGGGCGAGAGGUGUGAGUAUCUGAUGGAAAAAGGCAUUGAAACAUACCUGGUCAUAGUGCCAAAAGACAAAGCAAAAGGACUAAAUGAAAGUAAACCAAGAACACUGGCAAACCAAAAUUCAAACCAGUUGAUAAACACUACAUCAAGCAAUGGAACAACAGCAUCUCCCCAGGCAAUGGCAGAUACAAAACAUGAGUCUCAAAGGGUUAAAUUUGUUGAGGAGCAAGUGAUUAACAGACGUCUACAGCAGGAGCUCCUAGAGAGAGAAACACAGCAAAUAAUGAAAGAAAACAAGUUCAACCCUCUGUCGUUAAGCUUUGUGGAUGGAAAGCUAGAGGAGCACUACUCAUCAGAGAAAGAAAAGAGGAGUGGAGCAGCCUUUUCCUGCUGUGCCAUGGUGCUUUUCUUCAUCACAGCCAUGCAGGUUUUAAUAGACCCACUGUUGGGUGUAAACUAUGUAACUUUUGUUGUUGGAGAGGUUUUACUGCUUAUCCUUACUGUCUGCUCCCUUGCUGCGGUCUUCCCCAGGAUGUUCUCAAAAAGGCUGGUGUCUUUCUCUUUAUGGAUUGAUCGAACACGCUGGGCCAGGAACACAUGGGCCAUGGCAGCCAUCUUUGUUUUGACCAUGACUGUGAUUGCUGAUAUGCUCAGUUGUGCUCCUCCAUCACUCCGCCUUCUCAACAGCUCUACUGGUUUGGUGUUGGAGGCUGUAGGGGACAGAGACUGUGCAAAAAAUCCCAAACACUAUAGCUUCAUGGCAGUCAUGUCCCUUAUUGCCACGGCGAUGUUAGUGCAGGUCAGCCACCUGAUCAAACUAGGCCUCAUGGUGCUGGUUGUCACAGCUACAGGAGCGGUGAAUAUCUACAGCUGGAGUGACCUUUACGAACUUUAUGAUUUGAUACAGUUUGAAAGUUACAGAACAUCUAUUGUGCCGACCAAGUACCUUAUGACUAUGAUGAUAAUAGUUAUGAUGAUUGGCUUUUACUUUUUUGCUCGUCAUUUAGAGCAUCAGUCUAGGAAGCUGUUCCUGUGGAAAAUUGGUGUUCAUGAACAAAAGGAAAAAGUCUUUGAAAUGAGACGUUGGAAUGAAGCACUGGUCACCAACAUGCUGCCAGAGCAUGUAGCCAAACACUUCCUAGGCACAAAGAAGAGAGAUGAGGAGUUGUACAGCCAGUCAUAUGAAGAAAUCGGCGUGAUGUUUGCUUCCAUCCCCAACUUUUCUGACUUCUACACAGAAGAGAGCAUCAACAAUGGAGGCCUUGAGUGCCUCAGAAUUCUUAAUGAGAUCAUUUCAGACUUUGACAGCUUGUUAGAUCGAGAUGAAUUCCGCUGUAUAACUAAGAUCAAGACCAUAGGCAGCACCUACAUGGCAGCUUCAGGUCUCACCACAGAAAGUAUCUCAGAUGGAUACAACAGUCUGAAGGCUGAAGAGCCCUCAUUGAUUCAGCGCUGGCAACACCUUGCUGACCUGGCUGAAUUCGCCCUGGCAAUGAAAGUCACACUCAACAACCUUAACAAACAGUCUUUUAACAACUUCAUGCUUCGAAUAGGUCUCAAUAAGGGUGGAGUGCUGGCUGGUGUGAUUGGGGCACGUAAACCUCACUAUGACAUCUGGGGCAACACAGUGAAUGUAGCCAGCAGAAUGGAAUCCACAGGAGUCAUGGGAAACAUCCAGGUGGUGGAAGAUUGCUAUAAAAUACUUAAAGAAUAUGAUUUUCGGUUUAUACGAAGAGGAUCAAUUUAUGUCAAAGGAAAAGGCGAACUACUUACUUUUUUCAUGAAAGGCAGAGAUAAGCCUGCACAAACCAAUGUUCCAGUCUCUACUGCUCUACCACACCAAGUGGUAGAUAUUUCUUGAUUUGAAGCCAUUAGCAUAUGGAUACAUUGUUUUAUCAUUUAUAUUCAUAUUAUGGCGUCAAACAACAUAUUAAAAUAUGUUGUAUGCAGUCUGCUACUUUUUCUAUAGGGGUCCAGCUUGUGGGUCAGCCAUGUUUUGCAUAAUUAAACAGGUCAUUAGAUCAUU
This is a messenger RNA of Periophthalmus magnuspinnatus, 5797 nucleotides long. RefSeq names its product adenylate cyclase type 3-like. Gene Ontology annotation, cellular component: plasma membrane. The record is from RefSeq and is a predicted model, not a curated record. Gene Ontology annotation, molecular function: adenylate cyclase activity. Gene Ontology annotation, biological process: intracellular signal transduction; cAMP biosynthetic process; adenylate cyclase-activating G protein-coupled receptor signaling pathway. NCBI's taxonomy places the organism in Eukaryota, Metazoa, Chordata, Actinopteri, Gobiiformes, Gobiidae. The transcript has 21 exons. Bases 2333 to 5632 code for a protein of 1099 amino acids.